AUGGAGGAGCCAGUGAAACCUCACCCUUCCUAUCCAGUUCAGCAUAUUCAAAAACCCACACCAAGACCUGACUUUCUAUAUCCACAGCAAUACAAUCAACAUGAUAAAACUAACCAAGUUUUUAUGGAGUUUCCUAGCAAGUCUUUCAUGAAGAAUGAAAUUAAGAAACAAUUCUCACCAACAAAAUCCUCUACAAAACCAAAUUUACCAAGUGGUUUGGGAAGUUUUUCCAACUACUACCAGUUCAUGAGUGAAACGAUCGAUGAACAAGGUCCAUACCGAAUGAUGGUCUUUAAUGACUUCAUGACGGCCAACCUCAACACCACUGCCCAUGGAAUUCCUAAUUAUGCUCGCGCAAAUGGAAAAUUCAAAAAAAUGUUUUGGGGUUUGACAAUACUGUUGAUGACAUCUGGAAUGGUUUUCAACAUAUACGAACUGACACAACGCUACAUGGAUCGGCCGAAGCAAGUAACACUGAGCAUCACUAGGAACGAUGCACUGAACUUUCCAUCAGUGACCAUCUGCAACAUGAAUCCUGUCAAAAAAUCUGCCCUAGAUGGCCAACGGAACACAAGCUCCAAUGGUAACAGAGGAUCAAGUAAUGACGGAAGUUCUACCAACGCACAAGAUUGUCCAGAGAAUUGGUUGUAUUACUCAAACUACUGCUAUGGAGAAUUUUCAUUGUCAGCAUCUUGGCAUGUUGCUAAUUCCACUUGUGUGAGAAAACACACUUGCACAUUAUGUAUGCACGCGCAAGCACCGCAUCAUACCGGUAUGAUGGUCAUUGAGUUUCGGACAGACAGUAUUCGAACCAUGCUUAAAACGCCAUACUUGGCACUUCUACCGGCUUAG
Molecule: messenger RNA, 852 nt
Organism: Helobdella robusta
Lineage: Eukaryota; Metazoa; Annelida; Clitellata; Rhynchobdellida; Glossiphoniidae
Exons: 5
Coding region: 1-852 (283 amino acids)
Biological process (GO): sodium ion transmembrane transport
Cellular component (GO): membrane
Molecular function (GO): ligand-gated sodium channel activity
Source: RefSeq, a predicted model, not a curated record